AUCCGGUUGAUUAGCGGGAACGAGCACGCUCGGAAAAAUAGUCGAAAUAUUUUGAUAAAUAAAUUGAAUAAAAGAAUCCUUUUACUGCAAUAUGACGAGAGGCAGGAUAGAAUUAGGUGAUAUAACACAACACAAUAUAAAACAGUUAAAGAGAUUGAAUCAAGUUGUAUUCCCUGUAACAUAUAAUGAUAAAUUCUAUAAAGAUGUGCUAGAAGUUGGUGAACUGGCUAAAUUAGUAUAUUAUAAUGAUAUAGUAGUGGGUGCUGUCUGUUGUCGUAUUGAUAACAAUGAUAACCAAAGAAGACUUUAUAUUAUGACACUAGGAUGUUUAGCCUCUUAUAGAAGAUUACAUAUAGGAACAGUGAUGGUAGAACAUGUAUUAGAUAUUUGUGCUAAAGAUGGAAAUUAUGAUAAUGUCUUUCUACAUGUACAAGUUAACAAUGAAGGAGCUAUCAAGUUUUACGAGAAAUUUGGAUUUGAAAUUGUGGAAGAAAAACAGAAUUAUUAUAAAAGAAUUGAACCUGCAGAUGCCUAUGUGUUACAGAAAUCUUUUAGAAACAAACCUAAUACAGCAACUACUAACAGUGUUACCUCAGAUUCACCACCUGCUCAGGACAAAAAAUCUUAAUUCAAGAUGAAAUAUCAUAGGAUUUGAUGUGAUUAUUAUCAGAUAUUGUCAUCUAGAUAUUUGCUUAACCAGUUGAAAGAGCUCACUUAUUGCCAUCAAUGUCACUUUUUAGAAUAAAAUUAAACUUACAGUUUGUCUACAAUUGAAAUACUGUACAACUCAGAAUUGUCAAAAUCCAACUUUUGGGGUAUUAUUUUCAGCUGGUAAAGUAGAAUUUUAGAUGACGAUAUCACAUAAAGAAAAUGUAUGACUGUAUUUUAAAAUAGAUUUGUUUGGCUUCUAAGACAUUUGAAAAAUCUCAAAAUUUUUCAUAGGUUCAUAGGCUGACACUGAAGGAGUUAUAUAAUAGAGCAAUGAAAUCACCGUCCAAAGAAGGCAAAGGUGAUGUCUGGUUCUACUUGGAGGUGACGCUUGCUCGCUAACCUCAAGGUCCAGGGUUCAAUCCCGUCAUAAGUCAAGAUAAUACCUUCGGAUUUUUCAACCCGGUUUCCCCCUAUUAAUGAUGCAGAUAAGAAGGGCUGACAUGGAAAAAGCGUCAAGCUGUUUGGAUCGGACAUUAAACCGAGGCCCCGUGUGCUACAGGUGUGCAC
Messenger RNA from Lottia gigantea (owl limpet), 1218 nucleotides. RefSeq lists its product as hypothetical. NCBI's taxonomy places the organism in Eukaryota, Metazoa, Mollusca, Gastropoda, Lottiidae. Gene Ontology annotation, cellular component: NatA complex. Gene Ontology annotation, biological process: mitotic sister chromatid cohesion. The coding region runs from base 92 to 628 and encodes 178 amino acids. Gene Ontology annotation, molecular function: acyltransferase activity, transferring groups other than amino-acyl groups. The transcript has 5 exons. The record is from RefSeq and is a predicted model, not a curated record.